Molecule: messenger RNA, 1025 nt
Organism: Branchiostoma belcheri (Belcher's lancelet)
Lineage: Eukaryota; Metazoa; Chordata; Leptocardii; Amphioxiformes; Branchiostomatidae
Product: glutamate 5-kinase-like
Exons: 7
Coding region: 25-897 (290 amino acids)
Cellular component (GO): cytosol
Molecular function (GO): kinase activity
Source: RefSeq, a predicted model, not a curated record
AUCAUCCUCGCUAGGUCAAAGGUGAUGGCGGAGACAGGAACGGGCCUGGAGUGUAUUGUGAAGUUGGGUGGGAGUGCAGUUACUGACAAGAACACACUUGAAACACCUCGGCUGGACGCUAUCAGGGCUGCUGCAGAUAUCAUCUCACAAGUUAGAGGGCGCUACAUCGUCGUCCAUGGAGCUGGGUCUUUCGGGCAUUUCCAGGCGAGGGAACACGGCGUCGUGUGGGGAUACCGUGACAAGGAGACCGCUGCAGAGGUCCAGACUGUGAAACUGGGCUUCUGCAGAACACGACAGUCUGUCACCAAGCUUUUACAUCUAAUAACGGAAGAGUUUGUCGGACGUGGCAUCCCCGCAGUUGGUGUGUCACCGUUGUCGUCAUGGGUUACGGAUGACGCGUCUGUGGUGAAGGCAGACACUGACAACAUCCGGGACAUGCUCCUGGAGGGUUUCGUUCCCGUCAUGCACGGCGAUGCUGUCCUAGAUCGAAGACGAGGCUGCACCAUCCUCAGUGGGGACACCAUCAUCAAGCACCUUUGUGGCGUGUUCCACCCCCCGCGGGUCGUGUUUCUCACCGACGUGGCCGGGAUCUAUGACAGGCCGCCCGAACAGCCAGCAGGUGCUCAACUCAUUCCAGAAAUUCAAGUUGAUCAAGAUGGAAAACUACAUGUUUCCAUAGCAACGUCUUCACAGGCACAUGAUGUCACUGGAGGGAUUGCUUUGAAACUCAAGUCUGCCGUUGACAUUGUGACCGAGAGUAACGGUCGUACCUGCGUCAUGGUCUGUGGUAUCCAAUCAGGGACUGCUGUACGAGCAUGUGUGGAAGGACAACUCCCAAAAGGCACAGGGACAAUUGUUCAGCUGAAUAUGUGCAAACACCCGGAUGAAGUUACGUAGCGCCCUCUAUCUACUGUCAAAAUCGUAAUUUUGAUUCCACUAUUAAAAUAAAUCCGGACGUUCACCUCCUUCUGGCUGUUUGUUUAUGUAUUGUCGUGUUGCAUGGCGGUAAGCAUGCAAGUUGUGUC